Molecule: messenger RNA, 8354 nt
Organism: Pomacea canaliculata
Lineage: Eukaryota; Metazoa; Mollusca; Gastropoda; Architaenioglossa; Ampullariidae
Source: RefSeq, a predicted model, not a curated record
UCAGGUCAGAGUUCAUCCGCCGUCUGGCUGUCGACUUCGACCAUGAAACGGAGAUAGUAACUGUCCUAACCAAAUCAGUUGUGCCUGAUACCGCGAGCAGUCCUGCAGGACGCUCUCCAAGAUAUGAAUAUUCAAAAUGAAGCAGAGCUUAUUUCGAAUGUGCUGGGUGCAUCCCUAUCAUGCUCUACUUGUGUCCCUGGGGCUGUGUAUUGUUACUGUGGCUGUGAGUCUUCUGUACCUUGAGGAUGCAUCACUUAAAAUGCCACAUGAUCGCCUCCAACAUCUGCCUACUCGCAGCAUCACCACAGCAGCACCAUCUGUGUCACAUGCUGGCCUGGAUCAUGCCCAGAGUGAUACUGAUGACAUACAGGUAUGGCCUAUUCGUGUAGGUGUGGGACGGUCCAAGCAUGGUGCGAAGUGGGCUGACCCAGACCCUAGAGAUGCACUGGCUGUAGGGUCAGAUGUUAAAGUGCUGAACAAUUUGGAGAUAGUUGCACGAAAUAUCAGCCACCAUUCUGUACGCAGUAACUACCUGAAGAAGGAAUCCUGGCGCCUGCGUGUGGUUCAGGAAGAUGGCUCUGUGGUUAUACCACCACAUCUGCUGAAUGCUGUGCGACCUGAAAUUAACAGUCGUAAGAGAUAUAUCAUAUAUCUCUGUCAUGCUAACAUCUCCUGCUGUGGGUGGGGAGAUCGUCAGCAUGGAAUCCUGUCGACCUACGUUAUUUCGCUGGUCACCAAUCGCACAUUUGGUGUGGAGAUGUCAUCUCCUUGUCCCUUAACCAACUUAUUUCAUCCACGGCUGCUGGACUGGAAAAUUAAUGCAUCAUCGCUAGAAGGUCUUAGCACACGACACAUCUACGCAGUGAAUGAUCGGGUUUUUCGGCAGGUGAUGCAGACAAUCGACUUUGAUGCUGUCUACCCGGAGGAUGUGGUGUAUCUGACUACAAACUAUGACUACUUUUAUGCCCUAAGGUCCAAUCCACAUUAUUCGCAGAUCUUCCGCCGCAAAGUACACGGCAAGCCAAGGCCAGUUAUAUUUGCUGAUCUGUGGCAGAAUGUGUUUAAACUGAACAAGCGGGUGCGUCGGCGUAUAGACCGUGCCAUAAAAAUGGCUCGUCCCACCCCUCAUCACAAGCUGAUCUGUGGCCAUGUUAGACUAGGCAGGAACCCAUCCAUUCCCAAUGAUUCAGAGGUCAGGAAUACAUUGCACACCAUUCGACCCCUCUGGAAGUUUCUGUCCCAUUUCAAGGAUCAAAAAUACAGAAUUUUUGUGCCAAGUGAUUCAGAGAUAGUGCGUAGCAAAGUACUUGAUAUGUUUCCUGGUCAAGCAGUGGAUGUCAAAGGAGACAUCAUGCACAUUGAUAAAUCACAGGUGGAGGAUGGCUGUGUGGGCUUUGAGAAAGUGCUUGCCGACCAGUACCUUCUGUCGACUUGUGAUGUCCUAGUCUUAACCUACAGUGUCUUUGGCAAGUCGGCAGCAUACAUGCGUCGCUCCAAUCAUGAUCUGUACUUCAUGGAUAACUCCACAAUUAAACCACUAAGGCUGUUCAAAGAAAAGACCUAAGCCUGUAUGAACUCCUGUUAAGGUAACCACAUACUGAGUUAUGGCACCAUCAUCACACUGACAGGAUACCUUCUGGAACUACAGGUGCCACUGGGCACCCAUUGCUGUGAAGGAUUUGGUAUGUCUUGUGUUCUGCAAUAAUGCUCAUUGUUUAUGAUCAGGAUACAUGUUACAAGGAAGCAAGUUUGAUAUUAGCUGUUACCGAGGGUGAUGUGUUUCUGAGGAUUAUGAUGUGAUCUUUCAAGGGAUAGCCUAUGUCAUCAGUAAGUAUUCAAGAUGCAGAAAGGGAAAAGCAGGAGAAUUUUUUUCCUAGAAAACCACACAAUAGAUAUAAAAUAAUUUUAGAUUUUAUUUUAAUUAUUUUAGGCAUGAGAAGCAACAUAGAUGUCUAUAUCAAUAAACCUUUACUGGGCAAAAGAUGUUACAAUCUGACUAGAGCAAUGUUCUUAACUCAAUCAGGAUGUUUUGCCACUGCAAAGACAAACAUUACAAUCAGUAUGUACCUGUGGUCUUGUAUAAGUUAAAAGAUAUUGUUAAAAAAAAAUACCCUUUUUAAGUGUUUUAUAUUAGUCAAGACUUCAGACAGGAUUAGGGUAGGAGAAAGUGUUUUGUUAGCAGUUCUCCACUGUCAUAUGCUUGCCUUUUUUUCAUACAUUUCAAAACUAUCAAGUAUUUAAAGUUUUUUGUAAAGUAAAACAGAACAGCAUGCGUGUGUUUGUGUGUGUGUGUAAAAAUUGCACUUUUUAUUUUUUUUUUUUUUUUUUUUUUUUUUUUCCCAAGGGUAAGAUGUAUGUAGUGUGAGAAAGUUAUGUUCAAAGUAAUGUUAAUCAGUUUUAAGCGGCCUGUAUUAGGCUAGUCAUUCUCCGUACUGGAGACAAAAUGGACAGAAGCUUACUCUGUACAGCAGUGCUGGUGCAUUGCUGCCCGUUAUUCUUUCAAUAUUCACAAGUGCCGUCAUAUGCAUGCUUGAAUACACUUUUGCCUUCCUAGACUAUCUGGUAAACAAAUUUAGAAUGUAAAAACUCAGAACAAAUUACCACAUCUACAAAGAUUUAUGUCUAUCCAUGUUUGUGAAUUUCUAUAUUAAUAAAUAUCACUAUUACUAAAUUUAGUAAGUAGUGAUUUGGGGGCAUGUUGGAAAUCAUGGAACACAUAUUUUAUUUGUUUUAGUAUUUAGGGGUUGGCUACUCAGUCUGUUUUUGCAUAGUCUGAGGAGGGUUUUUUAAUUCUUUUUUCAUUAGGCAUCACAGAUUAAUGUAGAUUGUGUUUAUGUUUAUGAGACAGUAAACUAAAAUUCUGCUCCUCCUUCCACAUCCUCAAGUGACUAUUGACCUAAUUGACCAUUAUUUUGGUGUUCUUGUGUUCCUUGCAUUUUGUUCAGCAUGUCUUGGCUUGGAACAUAAAAAGGUGCAGUGCAUUUCAUGGCUUUACUAGCAGGAUACCUGGGGCACAAGAAAAGGUUAUUGUGGUUAUUUCUGAAUACUGAUGCUGUGGCAUGAUGAUGACUAAAGACAAGUGUCUUGGUAGUUGCUGAAGGUUUUUCAGUUGAUAGAGACAGUUUCUGAUAAAUUUAUCCAUCAGUAAUUGUUGCUUGUGUUACACUUGUCAGUUGGUAUCUGUCAACUAGACCUGGUGUGCAUUAACAUCAAAAAUAAUUUUUUUUAUUGAUUUUGUGUGAUUAAACAUAGAAAUGGAAUCAAACGUAGCCCUUUAUGCUUUCAACGUAAUUGAAGGCCUUACAAAUGGUCAGACACUAGCCCCUCUGUAAAUCUCAUUUCCUUCCUUUCAUAACAUCCUGUUGUAUGUUAUGCAGUGUUUGCCUUUGCUAGAAGUGCAGGCUGGAAAUUUAUGAUAAGGAAGAAAAGACUGGCACACAUGUUGGAGCAUGACUGAUAACACUAGGGAACGCUGCUUUUAGCCUUGUCAACCCUGAUGGUGCUGGCUUAAAAUGCAGCUCUUUUACUUAACUCCAGAAAAUGUUGAAAUCUUCAUGCUAGUAAGAUUUAAACGCAUUUACUGUAUAUAAGCUACACUUAUGCACUCAUUACUAGAAAUUUAAGUAUGGACAUCAGUAAGGGUAAAAGAAAACAUCUUUAUCGUGUACUUAAUCUGUUUGCCAGUUUAUAUACAUAUAUAUUGUAAAGAGUUUAGAUAAGCAGCAUUCGAAUGAAAAUGAAAAACACGGCAGCUUCUUUGAUUGCCUAAUCUCUGAAUAAGCUGGCAAAAUUCUAUCGUAGAUGACCAUUUUAUAGAGCUUGAAACUUUUUAGAUUUUGGUCAUUUCAUGUUGGUGUAGUCCUAAGACAUGCUGCAGUUUGGAUGAAAAUAUAGUUUCAAGAGCCUUUGAUAUGUCUGACAUGCAUUCCCAGAUAAAAGGAGGAUCUAUCAUCCUGAACAACCAUAGAGGUGUAGCAAAAUUUUGCAGAUAUUCCCUGAGUUUAAAAGAUACUAUUCAAAAUAUAAGGUCAAAACCAAGGUUUAACAGUAAGUAAAUUCUACUUUUUAUUUAUAAGUGUAAUCUACAUGAAGUAUUAAAAAUUUUUGAUGGCUACAGUUGCAUGCAAAUUGUUAUUUGAGUUUGUUUGCCGUGUGUGCAGUCAUUAAUAUAGUCUAGUACCAAGGAUUUUGCUAUUUACUAAGAGCAUAUCAUAUCAAAGAGCAGCCAGACACAUUUGAGACAAAAUGGAGCUAGUUAUAAAGGAUGCUGAAUAACAUGGUAGUGUAUUUGUUGACCCAUCUGUCCGAAUAGGUAUCUUGACGACUCUAAAGAGGGUUGAGGAAGGUAAGGCAGCGAGAAAGAGAUGGGCACCGCCCUCAUGAAGCAGGCAUCCAGAAAAAUGAGGUCUCUAAUACCUUGCUCCCCAAUGACCUGAAAGAGGUCUGGGGAUUACCUUUACCUUUACAUGGUGGCCAGGCAUGUGGAAUAUUUAUGACAUUAUGCUUAUCCUGUAGUUGUGGGUUUUCAUGACAUCUCACAGAAAGGCCAGCAGCAUGGCUUCAUAGAAUAGUUAGGUUGGGGGAGAAAAUGUUGGUGAGCAAACUACUCUAUGAAGUGUAGCAAGUUAUCAAUCAGCUUGUUGACUAAUGCAAGGCAGGGUUUCUACAGUCUAAAUGACUUAUUUGUUGACUAACCUGACACAUUCUGGCAAUGGUAGUCCCAAAAGUUUAGACCCUAGCCCUAGCAAGUGAUUCUUUUAGAACUUCUCCAUUGUGGCAGACCAUUAUGUCCCUGCAACACACUAGCAUUUUGCAGAGUGUGCUGUUUCACAAACUGCAGUAUCAAUGCAAGGCCUAGGAAAUUUAGAUGAAGAAAUGGGUUUUUUUUUCCUUUUUUAAAUUUGAUGAGACCAAAGAAAUGCAUGCUUGUAUGUAUUGGCUUUUGUUUAAACCCUUGUUAUGUUGUACAGAAAUGUGACCUAUUUUAUGUAAUGCAUCAUGCAACAGACUGGAUUUCUGCCAAAUGCUGAGACACCUUUGUUAAAGAAAAAGCCACUUGCAUACUCUGUCUCUCUUGCCAUGAUGCAUAUUUUUGCCAUGUAUAUAAAGACUUCAUUUUCAUCUGGCCCUCCAUCAUCCACCUGCAUUGCAUCGCACUUUUUCUCUCAUUCCCUCAGAAGGUGUUGAUAACCGGUGAUGAGCAGUUACUUCACCUGCUCAGACCAUUGCACAGGUUUCCAUACCUGUUGUCAUUGUGAUGCAUGCCAGCCAUAGAGUGGAUUAUGCAAGUGUGAUUCUUAAAAUUAUUAUUGUUGAUUGUUAACUGUUGUGCCACUCCAAACCUUUUAACAAAAGUUGUAAACCUUUCAUCUCACCUGUGCAGAAAUCAAGUGACAGAUGAAUUGGCUGUAGCUUGUAGAACCACAGGGAUAAUGUAACAGGCAGGAAAUGCACCAGUUAGAGAGCACAUCAUGAGAGACUAAGAGCAUAUUUGAUUUUUCUUAUGAUGUGUUUGACCUAUAUGCUAUGUGAUUAUUUUCAGUCCACACAAAACAGUCAUUGACAUGCCAGUUGCAGUGAAAUAGGCUCACUCCUGGAUAUGGUGUAGAACUCAGUCAGUUAAUCUAAGCACAUAAGACUGUGUUUAAAACACUUUUACUUCUUAACUUACUUCUUAGGAGACAGAUAAGCAGGUUGGCAACAUGGCAACAUAUGUCACUGAAAACUCUAGCAUCAGAACUUCUCAGGGCAUAGGAGAAAACUAGAUGUGGCAGCUGCAUAGUCACAAUAAGUCAUCUGUCAUGUUGCUUUACCCUCUCCCACCCUACCUAGAGGUGAAAGACAUGCAUAAAGGUAGAGUUCCAGUAGUCUAAUGGCCACAGAGCAGCAAAUUGAAAGCGACUCACCACUGAGUUGGAUGGCAGAAGAUAGAGUUAACCUUCUCCUUAAGCAACAUGUUAGCUUUCUGGCAAGCAGUUACCCAUCACUGGUUAACUGUGGCAGAGGGAGUAACCAAGUCAGAGGCUUUGAACUAGCAACUUUUGGCUCUGAAUUUCAGCACAACCCUUCCACAAAAGUACAGAACCUCUCCGUAAGCAUGAAUACAGAGUUUUAAUUUCCCCAAAAGCUUAAAUACAAAUUUUUCAUAUGGAAUCGAUGUAUAACAUGCCAUUCAUGCAAAAAAGAUUCCCCUGAUGCAUGAGUGUUAGCAACACGAGAUCUUCACUUCUUGGAUGUAAAAUAAUUUAUAUGUGUAUCGCAAUCGCAACAAAAUUAAAUGAAAGCAGAUUUUUUUUUCUUUUUAACUGGUCUAUGUUCUUGUAUAUUACAUGCAGAAAGGGAAAUACGGUGUACUUGUGGAGAUAAUCUUAAAUUUGUGCUUAUGGUGGUCGGAGGAGGGAAUAGAAUUUGUGCAAAAUAAACAGUACAGCACUCCUAGUCAAGCUGUUCCACACCGUCAAAUACCAAAAGCAGGGUUUUAAAAAAAAGACAUAUGAUCAAAUUUUUUCAUAGGGCCUCAUCUACUUAACUCAUACCAUAGAAGGUGCACAUUUUUUAUUCACAAAUGCUUGUGAAUAUGACUUAGUCUUUUGACAUUAUUGUGUCAGUUAUGAUUUUGCUUUUAUAUCCUUUUAAAUUCUGUAGGUGGGACAAGCUUUCUCACUGCAAUCUUAAUAUUUUCUAGUUUUGACAGAAUAGUUGUGCACAAUCAUUUGUGCUUGCUUUAUCUUCUGCCGAAGACAGAUGGUUGGUCAUCUGUUGUUAAUACUUCUUUCUGUGAGAAUGUGUCAAGAAACAAAUGUUUAGGAGAUAUACUAAUACUAGGAGACUUUUAUAGCAUAUUGAUCCUUUGAAACAUUUUGUUUGUAAUUUGCGGAUGCAAACACUUAGGUCUUUGGAAAGAGACAUUUAAUCAAGGAGAUAACCUGGCAGAGGAUAAAGGAAGAGUAUCCCUACCACCUGGACCAGAAUAGGUAGGUGUGCUGGUCAACAGAGUAGAGUUGGGUAUGGGGUGGGGUGAGGGAUAUGGAGCCAAAGGGUAUCAGAUGCAGGCUGAAGUGUAGAUGGUGAGGCAGUAAUGUAAUCAGCUGCACGGUGAUGGAGACAUUUGUAGCAAAGUUGCCUAAACUUACAAAUAUGCUCAUGAGAGAACAAUAUGUAUGACCACCUUGAUGGUGGCAUCAUGAUUCGGGGUAAAUUGUCUUUAUCUUACUUUCUGGUGCAGCCACACCUGCAGUUACUACAGUGUAAUGAGCCGGUGGGUUAGCAUCACAGUCCAAAGUCGACCUGGUUGUGGUGUACAGUCCAUUAAAAUUUGGAUAGCUCCAGAAUGUUUUAACAACACUCCUAUUUUUGUUGAUCAUUAAAAAAACCCUUAAGGAACAGCAUGUCACCCUUCUGUAAGUGUUAAACAACUCAUAUCACCUUUGUGAAAUUAAGUCUGAAAUAUGUGAGCCACAGCAAUUACUGUGUAUAUUAAAGAAGGGGCAUUAAAUCUGUAUGUGAUAUUUUUUGCUAUGCGAGACCAAGUAUAUAUACUGUCAUUUUUCCAUUUUAAGUCCUGUUUUGCAAGAAGGCAGCUUGCAGGCAGAGUUCUGAUGUCUUUGUCCAUUUUUUCGGAGGGUUUGGUAGAAUUUGUAGUAGUUUAGUUUGCAGCACAGAUAUAUGAGGACGUACGCUUUGUUCCCUCCAGAUUUCUGCCGUUUUUGAGGGUUGUUCACCUCAGUUCUGGUAAAAGCUGCCGAAGUUGCUAAUAUUAUUUGGAAAACCUCCUCAUAAUAUAUAUAUAUGAUCUGUAUAUAUACAGUCUGUUAGUAAGCAAAAGCUGAAUCUCAAUAUGGUUUUGAGGGGUUUUAAAGCUUAUGUAGCUUGACAGUGCUAAUAAACUUGUAGCCAUACAUUGACAGGACUGUUUUGAAGUGCUUGUUUUAUUCAUCAGUUUCCAGAAGGGCAGGGACAGGAGGAGUCUGUUGUAGAAUAGACAUAGGAAAAGCAAUGGAGCAGCAAACCAGAGAGGAAGUGAAGACUGUGCAAAAGUCAAGGGUAGUUUAAGUAAAAAUAACAUCAAGAAAGAGAUCUUUCAUAUUAUCAACUAAAUAUACUGUGAAAGUUUUUUUUACCAGUUGUACAUGAACCAACCAAGUCAUGGUCAGGUGUUAAAGACUGAAAGUAAAAAUUCAUGUAAUCUUACAAGAGGAAGCUGGAAAGAUGUGUGUAUGAGCAAGUGCAUUAAUCUGCUGCUGUGCAUGCAUUGCUGCUAUGAGAGCUUUCUUUAAGUGGUAUUUUAAAAAAAAAAAUUGAUUAUUUAUACCCCAUAUUUGUCUUGCAUUUUAAAAUUAAACAAAUGGAUUGUA